AUGUCCAAUUGGCAGAGCCCACCACCAGGUGCAGGAUUCUAUCCAGGACAACAAGGGUACCCGUAUCCACCACAGAACCCUGGUUAUCCACCAAACCCGGGAUAUCCACCUAAUCCAGGUUAUCCACCUCCUCAAGGCGACUGGAACCAAGCACCACCAGCUGGAUUUAUUCCAACGGGCGGAAACUACGGACAAGGACCACCACCAAUUCCACCUACUGCAGCUUUUGGUCAAGCUCCAGGAAUGUACGGGGCAAACUAUGGUGACGAGGCCCUUCACGAUGAGCCAAAAGGCUUUGAUUUCAGUGACAAAACAAUUAGACAGGGUUUCAUCAGAAAAGUCUAUGCUAUUUUGAUGUGCCAGCUGCUGUUGACAUUGGGUGUUAUUGCACUUUUCUUGUACCACAUUCCAACUAAGCGCUAUGUACAAGAACACCAAGGAAUAUUUUGGGCCGCUCUUGUUCUUAUGCUAGUCUCGUUAAUUUGUAUGGCUUGCUGUACAAAUGUAAGACGUAAAGCUCCGAUGAACUUCAUAUUUCUUUUUAUAUUUACCAGUGCUGAAAGUUUCCUGCUCGGUACGCUGUCAUCUCGAUAUGAAAGUCAAGAGGUAAUACUGGCAGUAGGAAUAACAGCAGCAAUAUGUUUUUCAUUAACAAUUUUUGCAUUCCAAACUAAAUGGGACUUCACUGGCAUGGGAGCUGCGCUCUUUGUUGCUGUAAUGUGUCUUAUGUUGUUCGGAAUAAUUGCCAUGUUCUGGCACGGCAAAACAAUAACAAUCGUUUACGGCGCUGUCGGUGCAUUAAUAUUCUCAUUGUAUUUAAUCUACGACACUCAAUUGAUGCUGGGUGGUAAACACAAGUAUUCCAUUUCACCCGAAGAGUACAUAUUUGCUGCAUUAAAUCUUUACCUUGAUGUUGUUAACAUCUUUAUCUAUAUUUUGUCGAUAAUUGGAGCUUCUCGCGAUUAA
Molecule: messenger RNA, 966 nt
Organism: Cotesia congregata
Lineage: Eukaryota; Metazoa; Arthropoda; Insecta; Hymenoptera; Braconidae
Source: the annotation of a GenBank genome assembly